GAAAUCUCGCGUUUUUUCAGCGUCUCUUCCGGUUCCACCGGAACGAGGUGCUUUCCUUCCCCGUGCCGUCAGCGGACUACAACGUGUCGCGACAAAAUGGCACUGUAUAAUUUCAAGAAGAUUAUGGUGGUUCCCACCGCAAAGGAAUUCAUCGACAUCACUUUAUCCAAAACCCAAAGGAAGACGCCCACGGUGGUACACAAGCAUUACCAGAUCCACCGCAUCCGACAUUUUUACAUGCGUAAGGUGAAGUUCACCCAGCAGAACUACCACGACCGCCUCUCGCAGAUCCUCACCGACUUCCCCAAGCUCGACGACAUCCAUCCUUUCUACGCUGACCUGAUGAACGUGUUGUAUGACAAAGACCAUUAUAAGUUGGCCCUGGGACAGAUAAACAUCGCCAAGAACUUGAUUGACAAUGUCGCCAAAGACUAUGUGCGUCUGAUGAAGUACGGAGACUCUCUGUACCGGUGUAAGCAGCUGAAGAGAGCCGCUCUGGGCCGGAUGUGCACCAUCCUGAAACGGCAGAAGUCCAGUCUGGAGUAUCUGGAACAGGGUAAGGAACUGGGUCAAAGUCUUGUGGCUGGAGGACUGUAA
Messenger RNA from Etheostoma cragini (Arkansas darter), 597 nucleotides. RefSeq names its product nucleolar GTP-binding protein 1-like. Gene Ontology annotation, molecular function: RNA binding; GTPase activity. NCBI's taxonomy places the organism in Eukaryota, Metazoa, Chordata, Actinopteri, Perciformes, Percidae. The record is from RefSeq and is a predicted model, not a curated record. The coding region runs from base 97 to 597 and encodes 166 amino acids. Gene Ontology annotation, cellular component: nucleolus. The transcript has 4 exons. Gene Ontology annotation, biological process: ribosomal large subunit biogenesis.